AUGUCUCUCGCAACCCUUGAUACAACCCAACACCCCCACCUCCCCGCCGCCUCCACAACCCUAUUCCAAGCCAAGGCCGCCAAAGCCCUCACCUUCGAACAAAUCGCCCAGCACAUCGGCCGGAACGAAGUCGCCACGGCAGCCAUCUUCUACGGCCAAGCCAAGGCCUCGCCGGAAGACAUCGACAGCCUGGCUUCGCUCCUGGAUAUUCCCGGGACGGUUCUCCGCGAGCAGCUCGCCGGGUUCCCGGAUCGCGGGCGCUCCGUGGACAUGCCGCCCCGGGAGCCCCUGAUUUACCGGUUGUAUGAGAUUGUGCAGAACUAUGGGUAUGCGUAUAAGGCGGUGCUGAAUGAGAAGUUUGGGGACGGGAUUAUGAGUGCGAUUUCGUUCUCGACCAAGGUGGAAAAGGAGACGGAUGCGGAGGGGAAUCAUUGGGCGGUUAUUACGUUGCGUGGGAAGUGGUUGCCUUUUUCGAGAUUUUAAUGGGAUAUUUUUUUUAUUAUAUUUUUUUUUUCCAUUGUGGUUCUGUUGAAUGAAUGUAAAUGUCACACUGAGUUCUAUUGUGUUAGUAGUGUCAAGCUAUAACAUAUGUAACAUAACUUCUCUCUCACACAUACUCUCUCUCUCUCUCUCUCUCUCUCUCUUCACUCCCUACCCAACGAUCCUUCUUUCAUCAAUUAAAUCAUUAAUCAUG
Molecule: messenger RNA, 694 nt
Organism: Aspergillus ochraceoroseus IBT 24754
Lineage: Eukaryota; Fungi; Ascomycota; Eurotiomycetes; Eurotiales; Aspergillaceae
Gene: cyn1
Product: putative cyanate hydratase
Exons: 2
Coding region: 1-483 (160 amino acids)
Molecular function (GO): cyanate hydratase activity; DNA binding
Source: RefSeq, a predicted model, not a curated record